Messenger RNA from Ascoidea rubescens DSM 1968, 420 nucleotides. RefSeq lists its product as uncharacterized. The transcript has a single exon. The coding region runs from base 99 to 335 and encodes 78 amino acids. NCBI's taxonomy places the organism in Eukaryota, Fungi, Ascomycota, Saccharomycetes, Ascoideales, Ascoideaceae. The record is from RefSeq and is a predicted model, not a curated record.
CUAAAAAAUUCAAUUUUAAACUUGAUUUUUUAUUUUAAUUAAUUAAUUAUAUUAUAUACUACAUUAUAUAUAAAAUACUCAAUUUUAAUUCUGUUAAAAUGUUCUUAAUGUGUUUUUUCCCUUUAUCUUUUCUUAAUUUAAAUUUUUAUUUGAAUUUUCAUUUGAAUUUUGUGUUGAUUAAAUCUUAUUUAUACGAGUGUUUUUUACUUUGUUUCACUUUAUUUUCCAUUUUCCAUUUUCCAUUUUCUAUUUUCCAUUUUCUAUUUUCCAUUUUCUGUUUUCUAUUUUCCAUGUUCUAUUUUCUAGUUUUUGAUCUUCUAAUCUUUAUUUUUUAAUUCACCCUUAAACUUUAAUAAAUGUUGAUGCAAUUAAAAACUACAUGAUAUUACCAAACAUUUAGUUGUCAAAUCAACAAAAAAC